GACGUCAUCUCCGGGCGCCGAGGGUGACUGGACCUACGGUGGGCGCCCGGCGCUGCGGUUCGCUCUGGUUCGGAGGGCGGAAGUGCCCGCCGGGCUGUUUUCUGACCCGGGCGGCGGCACUGUGCGGCUGCGCGCGCACUGGGACUUCUGCUCCUGCGCCUCUGCAGGACGGUGUGAUCCCGGCAGACAGAACCCGACCGAGCGGCUUUCGCGCUGCGGGAAGCCGGAGCAGAGCCGGCACCUCGGUUUGGCUUUGGUUGAAGGAAGAACUUAGCCUAUAUGUACUGCUUCAUCCACUGGAAGAAUGACAGAUGACAAAGAUGUGCUUCGAGAUGUGUGGUUUGGACGAAUUCCAACUUGCUUUACUCUCUAUCAGGAUGAGAUAACUGAAAGAGAAGCAGAACCAUACUAUUUGCUUUUGCCAAGAGUCAGCUAUUUGACGUUGGUAACUGACAAAGUGAAAAAGCACUUUCAGAAGGUUAUGAGACAAGAAGAUGUUAGUGAGAUAUGGUUUGAAUAUGAAGGCACACCCCUGAAAUGGCAUUAUCCAAUUGGUUUACUAUUUGAUCUUCUUGCAUCAAGUUCAGCUCUUCCUUGGAACAUCACAGUACAUUUCAAGAGUUUUCCAGAAAAGGACCUUCUACACUGUCCAUCCAAGGAUGCGGUUGAGGCUCACUUUAUGUCGUGUAUGAAAGAAGCUGAUGCUUUAAAGCAUAAAAGUCAAGUGAUCAACGAAAUGCAGAAAAAAGACCACAAGCAGCUCUGGAUGGGACUGCAGAAUGACAGAUUUGACCAGUUUUGGGCCAUCAACCGGAAACUCAUGGAAUAUCCUCCAGAAGAAAAUGGAUUUCGUUAUAUCCCCUUUAGAAUAUAUCAGACCACGACUGAGCGGCCUUUCAUUCAGAAGCUGUUCCGGCCUGUGGCCGCAGAUGGACAGCUGCACACACUUGGAGAUCUCCUCAGAGAAGUCUGUCCUUCCGCCGUCGCCCCUGAAGAUGGAGAGAAGAAGAGCCAGGUGAUGAUUCACGGGAUCGAGCCAAUGCUGGAAACCCCUCUGCAGUGGCUGAGCGAGCAUCUGAGCUACCCAGAUAACUUUCUUCAUAUUAGCAUUGUCCCCCAGCCAACAGAUUGAAGAGCGUGUCCUCCUCGCUAGAUGGAACCACCUUGAGUCAGGACAACGAGGCGUGACACCCUUGCUUCAGUCAGGUUCGGUGGAGGCAACAGAAACCCGGGCUGCUGCAAGCCAAGGAGAAGAUUCCAUGAGAGAUAGGGCACCCGGGCAGGGCUGAGUGUGCACCACUGCUUCGCUGAGACAGACAGGACCACUGCAGCCUCCUCUUCUCGUGAAAUGCAAUGCAGCCGAAGCCUUUGCUCAAUGAAAAAAAAAAAAAAAUGGAAAUGUGCCACAGUUUGUAUUUCUGAUUAACAAAUAACUGGGGUAUUUCCUAAGGUGACCAUGGUUGAACCUUAGGCAGGAGAGUGGAAACAUUGGUUGAAUUUUCAAUAGAAUUAGACUUAAGAAAGUAAAAGAGAAAUUCUGUUAUUAAUAACUUGCAGUAAUUUUUUUGUAAAAGAUCAAAUUACAGUAAACCCAUCUUUCCUUAAUGAGACUUUCCUGUUUACAGUCAGUCUAUUGGUAUGCAAGCAAUCUUGUAACUUUGAUAAUGAACAGUGAGAGAUUUUUAAAUAAAGCCUCUAACUAUGUUUUGUCAUUUAAUAACAAAGAGUUUGUCACUUUUCAAGGACCUCCUGACUCUCCUAGAGUAAGCCACUUUUUCUUCUGUGUUCCCAUUUCUCACUGGCAUAGCAAGGGUGCGGGGCAUAAGGCAACUUGUCUCAGGAGCUAUCACAGGAUUUAUUACUGUGACUUGAAAAACCUGUCUUCUAUAUACUAAAGGUAUAAAUAAUCCUGUCUGUCUUUGCUGUUAUGUUGGUCACUGUAAACUAUCAAAUCAUAGUAUGCCAAGUAUCUGUCUGCGAUAGUUUUUAAAUAUUUUGAAUCUCCCGUUCCUUUCCAGUGUUUUUGUUUGUUUUGGUUUGGGUUUUUUGUUUUACUUUUUUGUUUUUUGGCUCCUGGAUUACUAUGUCAUUGUGGCCCCUGGCAGCCAGUCUUUAAAGCCUGAAGGUGACCUGUCUCUAGACUGCAGUAGCUUUUCCUUAUCAUUACCAAAAACAUCCAGAGGUUACUGGAACUCCUACCACAGUAAGGACAGUUUGCUGCACUCUCUCAAUGGCUGCUUGGAGACUCCUGCUGUUGAUUUGUGAGCUAGCUUGCUGUCCACAUUGAAUGUCAAUCCAUCUGAGUAUGCUAAAAGAUGAUAUCAUAAAAUAAUGGUUCUAGAUUCAAUAAUAAAGAUGAAUGUUUUCUUAUAAAAAUUA
Mus caroli (Ryukyu mouse) is the source of this 2379-nucleotide messenger RNA. It is a transcript of the gene Atg5, whose product is annotated as autophagy related 5. Gene Ontology annotation, biological process: autophagy of mitochondrion; protein lipidation involved in autophagosome assembly; cellular response to nitrogen starvation. The record is from RefSeq and is a predicted model, not a curated record. Gene Ontology annotation, cellular component: mitochondria-associated endoplasmic reticulum membrane contact site; phagophore; autophagosome. Gene Ontology annotation, molecular function: Atg8-family ligase activity. Lineage: Eukaryota; Metazoa; Chordata; Mammalia; Rodentia; Muridae.